This is a messenger RNA of Solanum tuberosum (potato), 1919 nucleotides long. RefSeq lists its product as uncharacterized. The transcript has 10 exons. The record is from RefSeq and is a predicted model, not a curated record. Bases 156 to 1919 code for a protein of 587 amino acids. Lineage: Eukaryota; Viridiplantae; Streptophyta; Magnoliopsida; Solanales; Solanaceae.
AGCAUCUCAAGUGUUUUAUGCUAAUGAUAAUUCCAAUAAAGGUUGGCAAGUAGUGAAGAAGACUCAACCUCGUGAUUCCUAUGAUAUUGUGGAACAAAUGGAUGAUGAUAUUGUAGAGUUAGGAAGUCCUUCACAAAAGAAACGUAAAAGAACUAAUGAGGUUCAAGAUGAAACCAUUGAAAACUGAAAAUGAGGCUGACUCAUCUGUGAAGAGUACUAUCAGAUAUACAUUUGUUGCGCCUGGUGCUAUUGGAAAGGGCCGAGGACGAGGGCUUAAAUCUUUGGUUGAGAGAAGAAAUUUGGCAACUAAGAGUUAUGUUUCUCAAUCUAGUGAUCUGGUUAAUCACUACAUCCAAGAAAUUGAAACAAGGAAGGGCCGAGGACAAGGACUUACAAACUCUACUUUGUUUACUAGUCAAGGAACGACAACGAUACCUAAGAACUCCAUUGAUCUUGAGAAAGAGAACAAGCAAACUAACCCCUUAGCUCAUGCAUCGACUAAUCUAGGGAAGGGCCGAGGACAAGGACUUACAAACUCUACUUUGUUUACUAGUCAAGGAAUAACAACAUUACCUAAUAACUCCAUUGAUCUUGAGAAAGAGAACAAGCAAACUAACCCCUCAGCACAUGCAUCGACUAAUCUAGGUUUGAUAGGGAAGGGGCGAGGACAAGGAUUUAAAAGCUCUAAUUUUUCUACUAGUCAAGGAAUGGGAAUGAAACAUAACAACUACAUGACUUCUGAAUCUGAGGUGGAAAAUAUUAACAAGAGUGCUCUUUAUGCUAAUCAACAUAUCAAAACUCCUUCUAAAAGCACAAGAGCGAAUUUGACCAUGUCGUCUAGUCAAGAAAUGCAAAGAAUGGAUAAAAUGAUUCUUGAGAAAGAGGAUAUGCAAACUAAUAUUUCAUUGCCUCCAUCUAUUGAUCAAGUUAAGGAACACUCUCAAACAACUGAAAAAGGUUCAUCUUAUCCUACAAAGGUAAGAAGAGUUCGAGGGAGCAACAUGUGCAAAGAAGUUGCUUCACUAGAAAAUGGAGAAAAGCUGAAAAUAACAUUUUACAAUAAUCGAACUGUUGGAACAAAGAGCAAAUUGUUUUCAAGGCAUUUGGGAAAAAUUGUUCGUGAUCGUAAUAUAUGUCCGUUGGGAGUAACCUCGUGGAGUGAUAUUAAGCAAGAAAAGUUAAGUCACAUGUGGGCAGCUGUUGAGCACAAAUUUGAGGCUGUUGACAUGAAUGAUCAUCGUGAUCAUAUCUUGGGAUGGAUGAAUGAGUUAUGGAACAAAUGGAGAGGAUACUUACAUGCAAAGUAUGUGAAGGAUAAGCCCAUUCAACAGUCUCUUAAGAAUAUCCCAAGGGGAGUAGACAAAAAAGAAUGGGAAUGGUUAGUAAAAGAACAUUUUACUUCUGAAAGUUUUCAGGAAAGAAGCAUCAGGAAUGCAAAAAACCGAUCUAAGUUGAAGAUGCUCCAUCAUAUUGGUAGCAAACCUAUUCGAGAGAUUAUUUAUCAAAAGGGUGGGAAAGAUGGCAAUCCACCAGAUUUGGCGACUAUUUCUUUGAGACUCGCUCAACUUGAGGAAAUAGUUCAAGAAGAUCCAUCCCUAUCUAGUAUAGAGAUUGUUGAAAAAUGUUGUGGACCACAAACUCGUAGCCAUGUAUUUGGAUUUGGGGGUGGAGUAAAGGCGAAAGAUUUGAAAGGUGGGACUUCUUCAAAGGCUGAAAUAUUGUCCGCGCUACGUUCAACUAGAGAUGAUAACAAAUUCUUGAAUGAAGAAAACAAAUCCUUGAAUGAGGAAAACAAAUCCUUGAAUGAUCGCUUGUCUACCUUAGAAGAGGCAAUGAAAGAAAUAUUGAAAAUGAAAGAACUCUUUGCUGCUCAACAAUCAGAUGUCCCACCUACAAUAUCACCGCUUCCAACUGAAUGA